This is a messenger RNA of Quercus robur (English oak), 3639 nucleotides long. Its product is annotated as ubiquitin carboxyl-terminal hydrolase 5. The transcript has 14 exons. The record is from RefSeq and is a predicted model, not a curated record. Gene Ontology annotation, molecular function: cysteine-type deubiquitinase activity. NCBI's taxonomy places the organism in Eukaryota, Viridiplantae, Streptophyta, Magnoliopsida, Fagales, Fagaceae. Gene Ontology annotation, biological process: protein deubiquitination. Bases 135 to 3005 code for a protein of 956 amino acids.
UUUCUCAGCUUGUGUUAUCUUUACCACCUCGUUUGGUUACUAAGAAAACGAAAAAGAAAAACACAAAAAAAUUUUCUCACUCACUCAUUCGCUCACUCAGCAAACUGAGAUUUGAGGCGAAAAGAGAGAGGGCAAUGGCGGAGGUGAAGAUGUGCUGCAACGCGAGCAGUACGGAGCUGACGCCAGAGGAAGAGAGGAUUACGAUCCGUGACAUUGCUUUGGCCUCCGAAUCUAAUAGCAAAGAGGGCGACACUUUUUUCUUAAUCACUCAGAGAUGGUGGCAGCAUUGGAUUGAAUAUGUGAACCAAGACCAGCCAAACAAUGCAAAUGAUGGAUCCUCAUUGACUGAUCAUGGUGAUUUUGUUGGUUCAAGUUCUCUAAAGAGGCCUGCUGGUAUUGAUAAUUCUGAUUUAAUAUAUGAUACAGCAUCUGAAAAUUCUCGUAUGGUUAUUGAGAUUCACGAUACUCUACUAGAAGGUCGUGAUUAUGUAUUGCUUCCGCAAGAAGUUUGGCACCAAUUAUAUUUGUGGUAUGGUGGUGGUCCAACACUAGAACGGAAAGUAAUCAGUUCUGGUCUUUCUCAGACAGAGUUGGCUGUUGAGGUGUAUCCUCUGCGUCUUCAGUUACAUGUGAUUCCUAAAGGUGACCGUUCUACUAUUAGAAUAAGCAAGAAGGAAACCAUUGGAGAGCUUCAUAGGAAAGCCUGUGAAAUAUUUGAUCUUAACUUGGAACAUGUGUGCAUUUGGGAUUACUAUGGCCGUCGAAAACAUGCGUUGAUGAAUGACAUGGAUAAGACGCUUGAUGAUGCCAAUGUACAGAUGGAUCAGGAUAUUCUGGUGGAGGUCCUUAACCAUGUGAAUGGUACUGCACUGGCUGGUUCCAUAACUUCUAUUCAGGACAAUGGAUCUUCACAGAGGGAAGCUACUUCUUUUCUUAUAGAGCCGUCUAAGUCAAGCUUAUCAAUUGCAGGAGGCUUGUCCGCUAGUAAGGGUGCAACUAGAAGCAACGCGGUGGAGCUGCCACAAAUUACUAACCUGACUUCUCCAGUAAGAGAAUCGGAUAAUGCAUACGGUACCAGCGGCGUAAGUACAAGGGGUGCUACUGGUGGUUUGACUGGGUUGAUGAACCUUGGGAACACUUGUUUUAUGAACAGUGCAAUACAAUGCCUUGUUCAUACACCGGAGUUUGCUAGAUAUUUUCGAGAAGAUUAUCAUCAAGAGAUCAACUGGCAGAACCCUUUGGGCAUGGUUGGUGAGCUAGCUCUAGCUUUUGGUGAGUUACUUCGAAAGCUGUGGGCACCUGGACGGGCACCAGUUGCUCCUCGAUCCUUUAAAGCGAAGCUUGCUCGCUUUGCACCUCAAUUUACUGGAUACAAUCAGCAUGAUUCUCAGGAGCUUUUAGCAUUUUUGCUAGAUGGUCUUCACGAAGAUCUGAAUCGCGUCAAACACAAACCUUAUAUGAAGACCAGGGAUGCUGAUGGCCGACCUGAUGAAGAGGUUGCCGAUGAGUAUUGGGCAAAUCAUAUUGCUCGUAAUGAUUCUAUAAUUGUUGAUGUGUGCCAAGGCCAAUACAAGUCAACAUUGGUGUGUCCAGUAUGCAAUAAAGUCUCCGUCACAUUUGAUCCAUUCAUGUACCUCUCCCUACCUCUCCAGCAGACCAUCACCCGCACUAUGACAGUAACAGUUUUUACUUGUGAUGGAAGUGCCCUGCCAUCUUCUUGCACUGUGACUGUCCCCAAGCAGGGACGUUGCAGGGACUUAAUACAGGCCCUUAGCAGUGCAUGUUCCCUGAAGCACAGUGAGAAGCUUUUGCUUGUUGAGAUACGAAACCAUUUGAUUCAAAAGUUUCUAGAAGAUCCUCUAAUAAUGUUGUCCACCAUCAAAGAUGAUGACUACCUUGCUGCAUACAAGAUGCCAAAGUUGGUGAAGAAUACAAAACAUCUUCAGUUAAUACACCGCCAUAGAGAGCAGGAAACAAAUGAUGCCCAAACCAUGUCAGGUUGGAAGCCUUAUGGAACACCUCUUGUCUCAUCAAUCUCAUGUGAUGAUGUAAUUACAAGAGGUGAUAUACAGCUACUUGUUCACAAAAUGCUUUCUCCAAUGGCAACAACUGAAAGCCGAAGAAAAACUGAUAUUUUUGAUACUAGCAUCUCUAUAGCAGCAUCAGACCAGAGUCAUGAUAUCAGUUCUGGUGAAGCAUGCACUGAUUCCUCUAUGUCAAAUUCAAUAAAUAAGGAAAGCACUAAUUCUGAAGCAGUUGCAUUACUGAAACUACCUCUUCAGUUGGUUGAUGAAAGCAAUGCUUGCAUUGAUCUUUCAGUGGGAGAAGAUAAACCUGUUAGAUUGUCCUCAUCAUCAACUUCGAUACUAGUUUAUGUUGACUGGUCACAGAAGCUUCUAGACAAGUAUGAUACACAUUAUUUAGAAAAUUUGCCAGAAGUGUUUAAUGGGCCUCCUAACAAGAAAGCUCGUACUGAACCUCUCUCCUUGUAUACAUGCCUGGAAGCUUUUCUGCGUGAAGAACCACUGGUCCCUGAAGAUAUGUGGUUUUGUCCUCAAUGCGAAGAGCGACGACAAGCAAGUAAAAAGCUUGAUCUAUGGAGGCUUCCAGAAGUAUUGGUCAUCCAUCUAAAGAGAUUCUCAUACAGCAGGUCCAUAAAGCAUAAUAAGUUAGAAACCUUUGUCAACUUCCCCAUUCAUGACUUUGACUUAACAAAUUAUGUUGCAAACAAAAUCACAUCCCGACGGCAACUCUACGAACUGUAUGCUUUAACUAAUCAUUAUGGUGGCAUGGGUAGUGGGCACUAUACUGCACAUAUCAAGCUUUUAGAUGAGAAUAGGUGGUACAAUUUUGAUGACCACCAGGUAUCACCCAUACAUGAGGAAGAAGUAAAGACAGCUCAUGCAUAUGUCCUCUUUUAUCGAAGGGUGAAGAAUGAUGGUACCUCUGCUAGCAAUGGGGCACAGUCCUGUGCAGGCGGCAAUCACAUUAGCUCUCAAAAAUGAGUCCGUGGACAUGUAUGAUUCUCUUCAAACAAGAGAGCAUUACCCAGAUUCCUAGGCAGUUUACUGUAUUGAUGUGGAGUCUGAUUCUAGUGAUGGUUAUGAUGGCAUGUUAAGUAAGCAUGAAAGAACUAGUCCUUUGCGGUUUUGAAGGCGAUUUUAUAGUUUCACAGCCGCAAGGCUGCUCAGGGAUUGAUUGGUCAUCACAUUACAUGUCAAGGAGCCUCCUAGUUCACUCUCGCAGGACAAUUUAAGCGUGGCAUCUAAAAGACCUGAGGAUUAUACUACUUUAUUUUGUAAAAACAUACCAGUCUGUUUGUAAGCCCAUGUAUGAACAAUCAUCUCUGACGACUUCCUGGAGUUUGAAUUGUUUAAUACUGCAAAAACUCAGAGGGGGUCAUAAAAUCAAUCACUGUGGUCAGUUUGGUAAUUUUGAAGUUUAGGAAAGCAUAAAUUCCAAACAAAAUGUAAUUGAGAAUAGUCCAAUUGACAGGAUGUGGCUCAAAGAGGUCUAUUUUUUUGGUUUAAAGGAUGAUUCUUCCCCCUCAUACCUUCUAUAAUUCUCAAAUGGAUGUGGUUGUGGACCUUGAAUUGCAAAGGAACUGAAUGAGCAGAGUCGUUUUACUUCUUUGUAUAA